CAUCAAAGUGAAAGUAGACAGAGUCAGGAGAAGGAGUCAGAACUUUGUGGUUGUUUGUUGUGAUGUUUAUUGUUGAUUUUCGUGUUUAUAUCUUUGCUACAGGUGUAAUUUGUUUCAUCUAAAAGUAAACAGCGAAACAUGUUAAGUUUAUAUCACGUUGUUUCUUUUUGUGUUAUGCUGUUGUCAAUAAUUUCGUCUGCACAUUCCGGGAACACAGACACAGAAGAAGACAUAGACUGGUCAAAAACGAAAAUAUGGGGACCGGGGUUAAGAGCAGACUUUUGUGUACCAGCAAGAUACUUCUUUAUUCAGCUUAUAAAGUUCAACGGAGACAAUUACACGCAGUCUGCAGGUGAGAGGCCUUUCGAGGUCGGGCUUUCCCAGGUGGGGGGACAGCGUGUGCGGGUGUAUAUGCGGGUCCUUGACAAGAAGGACGGCAUGUACCUCAUCACUUUUCGCAUCUACGAGACACUCAGAGAUCUGCAGAUCACCAUCACUAAGGACGAUAAACAGCUAGGAGAUUCACCCUUCUCACUGACAGGCCCAGUCCUUCAAGAUCAAUGUUACUGUCCUCAACCCAGCCUACAGCAAUGGUAUGACACAAUGUCCUGCCCCCAGUCAUACACUCAGAUCGAGUCAGACCUGUCCAUUUUUCAUCAAGUUGACCUAGAAGAGACUGCUGCUGAAACGAUACAGCGGUUUAAUAUCUCCAGGAUCUGGGUACUCAAUAAGAUGAGACACCAACAACACCGCGCCUCCAAAGGUAAAUACUACGACGAGGGUGACUCAUGGACGGACUGUCCGUUCCACUGUACCUGCGUGGACGGCUCGAAGGGGAACUUCAAUUGUGAAGAUGUAUGCAACCCUAUACGCCCGCUUCCGCCCGUCUGUCAGGAGUCGACGGAUUGUUGUGCCAAAAUUGGAUGUGGUGCCACAAACUUCGUUGGAAAGUAA
Mya arenaria is the source of this 954-nucleotide messenger RNA. Its product is annotated as protein O-glucosyltransferase 2-like. The transcript has 6 exons. Gene Ontology annotation, molecular function: protein binding. Lineage: Eukaryota; Metazoa; Mollusca; Bivalvia; Myida; Myidae. The record is from RefSeq and is a predicted model, not a curated record. Bases 139 to 954 code for a protein of 271 amino acids.